Molecule: messenger RNA, 2781 nt
Organism: Diutina rugosa
Lineage: Eukaryota; Fungi; Ascomycota; Pichiomycetes; Serinales; Debaryomycetaceae
Gene: UTP21
Product: rRNA-processing protein
Exons: 1
Coding region: 1-2781 (926 amino acids)
Biological process (GO): rRNA processing
Cellular component (GO): Pwp2p-containing subcomplex of 90S preribosome; small-subunit processome
Molecular function (GO): protein binding
Source: RefSeq, a predicted model, not a curated record
AUGCUGGCCCCGACGAAGAGACAUGCCCCCGAGCGGGAUAAUAAUGUCGCCAAGCGGGAUCUGCGUAUCUACUCCCCCUUCCGCGUGCUUGGCUGUGUAUCCAACGAUAUCCCCUUUGCCGUGGGCACGUUGGGGCUGACGUUCUACAUCGUCACCUCUGUGGGCACCCUGCUCCAGAUCUACGACGCCAACAACCUCCACUUGUUGUUUGUCACCUCCACUCAAACGCCUCACAAGAUCACUGCCGUUGCUGCCCACUUCCACUACGUAUUCGCUGGCUACGGCAACCAAAUCACGGUGUACCGGCGGGGUAAGCCUGAGGCGACGUUGACGUGUCCCAGCGACGCCACCGUCCACAAGAUCAUUGUGUUUGGCGAGUUCUUAGUGGCAACGAUGUCGGAUAACUCGGUGGAGGUGUUUAAGGGGCGCAAGGCUCAGUUUACCCACUAUACCCUGAUGAACAUCAACACCAUCGAGGGGCAAAUUGUCGAUGUCGUCCACCCGCCUACCUACUUGAAUAAAGUGGUGGUGGCCACCACGUCCAAGUUGUUUAUCUUCAACAUCAAAACCGGCAAACUCAUUUACAAGCUGGCGGAAUUUGCCGAGCCGAUUUCGGCGCUAGAACUGGCACCGGUGCUUGAUUUAGUCGCCGUGGGGACUGCUUCUGGCGGGGUUUAUUUGUACAAUUUGAAGAAGGGCCGUACCCUUGGUCCUCGAGUGGUGGUAGGCGAGUCACGCGUGGUGUCGGUAUCGUUCCGCACUGAUGGUCUGCCCCACCUCGUGGCUGGUUUGUCCGAUGGUCUGCUUUUCUUUUACGAUUUGGCCAAGCGAAUGCGGAUCCACGUAUUGACUACGGCUCACCAGGAGGCUCACGGCGGGGUGGCCAAAGCGCAAUUCUUGAAUGGCCAACCGGUGGUGGUGCUGAACGGGGGCGACAACACGUUGAAAGAGUGGGUGUUUGACCCUACCAUCUCGUCCAACAGCUCGGUGGUGCAACCGCCUCGUCACUUACGGCUGAGAGGUGGGCACUCGGCGCCUCCAAUUGCCUUGGAAUUUCCCGACCAGAACAAGACCCAUUUCCUCUACCUGGCGUCCAGAGACCGUUCGUUGUGGCUGUUUUCGCUCAGAAAAGACGCCCAGGCCCAGGAAAUGUCCCAAAGACCGCCUAAACGGACUCACCAACAGAGAAAAGCCGGUCUUACCGCAAACUUACGCGAGAAAUUCCCCGAAGUGGUGGCAAUGGUGCUGUCAGAAGCCCGUGCGGGUGACUGGGACAAUAUGGUCACCGCUCACAAGGAGGAACUGUUUGCUCGUACCUGGGACACUACUACCAAGCGCGUGGGUAAGCACCAAUUGGACACCGUCGAUGCGGGCUUUGCCACCGCUGUGGGUAUCUCUCAGUGUGGCAACUUUGCUCUUGUCGGGUCCCUGAAAGGUGGCAUCGGCUCCUACAACUUGCAAUCGGGUAUCUUGCGGAAGAAGUAUAUGCUCCAUAAGCAAGCCGUUACUGGUCUCGCCAUGGACGGGUUCAACCGGAAGAUGGUGUCGUGCGGGCUCGACGGUAUUGUCGGCUUCUACGACUUUGCUGGCUCGCAAUACUUGGGCAAAUUGCAGCUUGACGCGCCCAUCACGGCGAUGGUAUACCAACAAAAGCUGGACCUCAUUGCAUUAUCGUUGGACGACUUGCUGGUGGUGAUUGUCGAUGUUGUUGCCCAAAAAGUGGUGAGAAUCUUGUACGGUCACACCAACCGGAUCACGGCGAUGGACUUUUCUCCCGAUGGCCGCUGGGUGGUGACGUGUGGGCUUGACCUGACGUUGCGGACAUGGGAUUUGCCCACUGGCAGUUGCAUUGAUGGUGUCAGACUUCCCACUGUGGCGACUUGUGUCAAGUUUUCGCCCUUGGGGGAUGUGUUAGCUACCACUCACACCUCAGGUAAUGGGAUCUUUUUGUGGACUAACCGGGCUCAGUUCCGACCGGUAGCCGUCCGUCAAGUCGACGAAGACGAAUUUGCCACCAUGCUUCUUCCCCUGGCCGCGGGUGAUGGCGGUGUCAGUAUGGUGGAAGGUGCUCUUGAUGAUGCCACUGAUAAGGAUGGCGAUUUGGGGGUCUACGUCACGAAGAAGCAAGUGGACGACUUGUUGACUCUUGCUCUGGGUCCUCGCUCCAAAUUUCAAACUAUCGUUCACAUGGACACCAUCAAGCAGCGGCUGAAGGCGAAACAACCGGCGUCUAAACCGAAACUGGCUCCGUUCUUUCUUCAACUAUCUGGUGAAGUUGUGGGUGACCGGGCUAAGGUAGCCGAACAAGGCGAAGCUGCAAAUAACGGCACUGCGGGUGACAACGAAAACCCUGAAUUUGAGCCGGCAUCGCGGGUGUUGGCGUUGAAGGGUGACCAUUCAUUUGAAUCUAAGUUUACCAAGCUUUUACGCCAAGGCCACGAAUCGGGAUCGUACAGCGAGUUCUUAGAUUGGGUGGUGGCAGCUCUGCCACCGGUGAUUGAUACUGAGAUUCGCUCGCUCCCCCUGUUCCCGCCGUUGGACGAAAUGUGCUGGUUUAUCGAGGCGAUGAUUGAAGGCCUUAAAGCUCGUCGCGACUAUGAUGUCAUCGAAGCCAUGAUGCACUUGUUCAUGAGUGUGCAUGGUGACGUUGUUUACAACCACCCGUUACAGUUGGAGAAGUAUUUGCAACGGUACCACGACGCGUCGAAGGCAGAGAGUACCCGGGCCGAGGAGUUGGUGAAAUACUGUGGCGGCGUGAUGUCGUUUUUGGAGACUAUUUAA